Molecule: messenger RNA, 251 nt
Organism: Paramecium sonneborni
Lineage: Eukaryota; Ciliophora; Oligohymenophorea; Peniculida; Parameciidae
Source: the annotation of a GenBank genome assembly
AUGGAAAUAAAAUUAAAUUUUAAAUCAUUAUUUUAAAAAGCAGAUGGAAUAAGAGAGUAUGAUUAAAUAAAAUAUUAAGAAAAUCCAACAGCAUCCCUCAGAAAUAGAGUUAAUAUUUGUGUAAUUAAUAAAUUAAUAAUUAAAUGAGAGUAUAAACUCUACCAUUAUAAUUUUCUACAUUACAUUAAACAAUAACAAAAGAAAGAGAAAAAAUGAAAACUAAAUUAACAAAAGUUUUAGAACAUGAUUGA